AUGAGCUACUACAAUCCCCACGGCGGCCCCACGCCGCCGUCCCCGACCCCGCCCCCAGGGUACCCGAUCGAUGCGUACGGGGAGCGCAGGGCGGACGAACACCAGCAGUCGCCGCCUCCGCCGCACGGGACGCCUCGGCCGCAGCCGAUGUACGGGGAGCGCGGGAACGGCGAGCACCACCAGCACCAGCCGCCGCUGCUGCCGUAUGGGAUGCCUCCGCCGCAGCCGAUGUACGGGGAGAGCGGGUACGACGACCACCACCAGAAACAGCCGCCGCCGCAGCACGGGACUCCUCCGCCGCAGCCGAUGUACGGGGAGCGCGGGUGCGACGAGCACCACCAGCAGCAGCACGGGACGCCUCCGGCGCAGCCCAUGUACCAGCAGCCCUACGGAUACGGGCAGCCGCCCCCGCCGAUGUACCCGCCGCCGUACGGAACGCCGCCGCCGAUGUACCAGCAACCGUACGGGCAGCCGCCGCCGCCGAUGUACCCGCCGCCGUACGCGCAAGCGCCGCCUCCGCCGCCUCCCUACAGGAGCAACGGCCCUUCGUUCGUGGAAGGAUGGUUUUGCAGCGAUCUGCUGCUGCUGCCUCAUGGACGCAUGCUUCUGAUCUCAAGCAGAGCUAAUGCCGUCUUGGGUGCCCGUAAGCGAGGGGGUCAGAUCGUCGUCAGGUUGAAGGAGGACGAGACCAUCGCCUGCUAG
Panicum virgatum (switchgrass) is the source of this 702-nucleotide messenger RNA. Its product is annotated as extensin-like. Lineage: Eukaryota; Viridiplantae; Streptophyta; Magnoliopsida; Poales; Poaceae. The record is from RefSeq and is a predicted model, not a curated record. The transcript has 3 exons. The coding region runs from base 1 to 702 and encodes 233 amino acids.